CGGAUUGGCACAAGCCAAGUCACCCUUGCCUCGUUUCGUUCCCCCUCAACUGUAGUGAAUCAUUGUGCGACUCCAGUCAGAAUCGAUGCUACAGCCUACAGCCUACAGCCCAUCAACCGCCAUCUAGUUGCUCGAGCCGGGUUCGCCUAAAACUGCAAUCGAGCUUCGGCGAAGCAACAAGGUAGAAGUAGAUGCCCAGUUGAGCAACCAGACGCGACUUGUAGUAGCCGCGCUGAGUCGGCCCGACACGAUUAAUCCAUCCACACAACACGGAUCGUCCAGCAGAAUGUGUUAUGAGUCAUGACCGACAGAGAGCAGAGAAACUUCAGGUUGCUGAGAUCGUGAAGUCCCCUUCGCAGAUUCGCAGACAAUCCCGCCCACCUCCAUAACACCCGGCACAUAGCACGACGAUGGCGACGAGCCCGAUGACGAGGAGCUCGAUGCUCCGUGUGUCUCUCAACGCCCUCCUAGUUUUAUCCCUCCUCGAGAUCGCCGCAGUCCCACGACCAGGGGACGCAGCGCCCCAACCCACCAAGCGUGCCCCGCAGCCAGACUUGAAGCCCCCUAUUGAGGUCUUAGGGACUUGCCAGAACUCAGGUGCGAUCAACACUACAAUUUCGCCGAGCUUCAUCGGGACCACGUGGCGAGGGUGGGGCACUUCGCUCGCAUGGUUCGCGAAUUACGUCGGCGGGUUACCACAACGGGAGCUGACGACGAUACUCGACCUUCUCUUCGAGCCAGUCAACGGCCUUGGUCUCAACAUCGUUCGUUACAACAUAGGAGGGGGCAAUAACAGGACCCUUAGCCCACAGUUCUAUACGAACACUGAAUCCGAUUGGCGGGGGAUGCCGGGUUUCAAGCCGACCAAAGCCGGGCCGUACGAUUGGAGCGCGGACGAACGGCAGCGGAACGUGCUGCAGGGAGCGAAGGAGAGAGGCGCGAAUGUGUUCGAGGCGUUUUCCAACAGCCCGCCUUGGUGGAUGACGUAUUCUGGCGACGUGGCGGGCGCGCUUAAGAGAAGACGAACGAACUUGCGACGCGAGUACGAGGGCGCUUUCGCAGACUACCUGACGACCGUCGUGGCUCAAUUCGCGAAACGGUGGGGGGUAACGUUUGAUUCGCUGGAGCCUUUUAACGAAGCGCUGGAGCGGUUUUGGGGGGCGGGAGCGGACCACGAGGGGUGUACGUUCAAUCCACCUGAAAUGGGGCGUGUAAUCAAGCACAUGUCAGACUCGCUAAAAGCAAAGGGACUUAAGACGAAGCUGGUUGGUGUGGAUAGCUGGUACGGAGAGACGUCAUGGCUGCCGGCUAUGGCCAAUCACGAGCUACUAACGCGGAUAAACGUUCACUCGUACGUGAAUAAGUACGACAAUGGGAACGCAGCUGCAUCUUACGAGGAGAAAUUUGGUACCAUUCGUGACACGGGGAAGCAGCUCGGGAGGGAGGUGUGGGUCAGUGAAGCGGGGCCGUUAAGUAAACGUGGCAGCUUCUGGGAUCUUUCGCUGUACGUGGCGAGAAACGUGAUCGAGAGCAUCAACAUCAUGGAGGCCUCCGCGUACGUGAUCUGGCAAGCGUACGAUUUCGGGUCGCACUGGUCUUUCAUCCGCUUCCCGUCGUACUAUCGCCCGCCGUACGAUUUCAAGCUGAUACAGCCGAAGGUGAACAGGAGGUUCUGGCUUUUCAAGCAUUUCACGCUGCUUGCCAAGCCUGGGUCCAAGCCGAUUAAAAUAGGUUCGAGCUGCAUUCACGGCAUGAGUGCGUUCUAUAACCCCCGAGAAGCCCAACUGACGGUGUUCAUAGUGAAUCAGCAGGCUGAGGAUCGACGAGUGACUCUUAAUCUCGAGGGGUUUAAGACUAACUUGGGAGGCAGGACGACCGUGGUUUUUAGGAGGACGUCUGCGUUCACGAAUUUCAGCAAGAGGGUGUAUGCGCGAUUCAGAGGGAGAGCGAGCUUCAAGAUGUGGGGGCAGACCUUCGUUUCUGUCACCUUCACUAAUGUGUCGAUCUAGCGGAGGUUCUCCUACCCAUAGCAUCUACAUUGGCUGUCUACCAAGAGGUUCCGCUGAGGGUGCUCCCCAUAGAAACUGCCUUGAGGAUGUCUCAUUUAGGCUUAAUUUUCGGUUUGCUCACUGGUUUGGCUACUUUUAUUCGGCCUAUUUCUUUGUUACGUAAUAUGAAUGCUGUAUC
This is a messenger RNA of Closterium sp. NIES-67, 2187 nucleotides long. The record is from the annotation of a GenBank genome assembly. Lineage: Eukaryota; Viridiplantae; Streptophyta; Zygnematophyceae; Desmidiales; Closteriaceae.